CACCUCAGUUUGGAACUUGGAAGUCGAGACACACACACACAUACUAGAUACAUAUUCAUACUUCUGUUGCUCAUUGCAUCUCCUAGUUCAGCAAAUUGCCAAAUUGAGACAUGGGAAUUGAUCGUGUCAACACGGCAGACACUGGCCGCGGACUCACCGUCUGUGUGACCGGCGCCGGCGGUUUCAUCGCGUCCUGGCUAGUGAAGCUCCUCCUGGAGAAGGGCUAUGCCGUCCACGGCACCGUCCGGAACCCUGAUGAUAUGGCAAGGAAUGUGCACCUGAGAGCCUUGGAAGGGGCGACAGAGCAGCUGACCCUCUUCCGGGUGGACCUGCUUGACAAGGAGAGCCUCGUCGCUGCAUUCCAAGGAUGCGAAGGCGUAUUCCACACCGCAUGCCCCGUCACCGAUGACCCGGAAAAAAUGAUCGAGCCGGCGGUGAACGGAACGAGAAAUGUGAUCAACGCCGCGGCGGAGGUGGGCGGCAUCCGGCGUGUGGUAAUGACGUCGUCGAUUGGCUCCGUAUACAUGGAUCCUCGUCGUAGCAUCGACGGGGAGGCCGACGAGACAUGUUGGAGCGACCUCGAGUUCUGCAAGAACACAAAGAAUUGGUACUGCUAUGCGAAGACAGUGGCGGAGCAGGCGGCAUGGGAGCUCGCCAAGGAGAGGAAGCUCGACCUUGUGGUGAUCAACCCGUCUCUAGUGUUGGGCCCUCUGCUACAGACGGCGGUGAACGCAAGUACGUGGCAUAUUGCCAAGUAUCUGGACGGCUCGGUGCAGACGUAUGCCAACGCGGCGCAGGCGUACGUGCACGUCCAGGACGUCGCGGAUGCGCACACGCGUGCGUACGAGACGCCCGACGCGCAUGGCCGGUACCUUUGCGCGGGGCGCACGCUGCACCGCGGCGAGGUGUGUCGUAUCCUCGCCAAGUUCUUCCCAGAGUACCCCGUGCCCACGAGGUGCAAGGAAGGGACGCGCGAGAUGAAGAAGGGGUGCCGGUUCAGCAGCCGGAGGAUCAUGGAGCUCGGCGUCGGCAUCACGCCAGCGAGCCAGUGUCUCUACGACACCGUCACCAGCCUUCAGGACAAGGGCAUCUUACCCCGUCGCCACGCUGAUAUGUCCUGACAACUUCGUGGUCACCUUGGUCAAGUUAACUUGCUGCACGCAUGCCCGUUUGAUAUUACAAAGUCGUGGCAUUGAAUUCUUUAUGUACUUCUUAUUUUCUCAUCAAUUAAUAUAAAGUGUCCUUUGUCAGAAGAAUAUGUUAUGAUGUUUACCUAU
Messenger RNA from Aegilops tauschii subsp. strangulata, 1277 nucleotides. Its product is annotated as cinnamoyl-CoA reductase 1-like. The record is from RefSeq and is a predicted model, not a curated record. Lineage: Eukaryota; Viridiplantae; Streptophyta; Magnoliopsida; Poales; Poaceae. Gene Ontology annotation, molecular function: oxidoreductase activity, acting on the CH-OH group of donors, NAD or NADP as acceptor.